AUGCUCCAACUCUUCCACGACAAGAACGCCGAGGCUGUCAUCCUGGGAACCCGCGUCUCCAACGACGCUGCCACCAACUUUGGCUGCAUCGUCAGCGACGCCCACACCCGCCGCGUCCUCCACUACGUCGAGAAGCCCGAGUCGCAAAUCAGCAACCUUAUCAACUGCGGUGUCUACCUCUUCUCCACCGACGCCAUCUUCCCCUCAAUCAAGACAGCAAUCAAGCGCCGCACCGAUCGUCCUUCGCGCCUCGUUUCCUACCCGAGCUCCGAGAACCUCGAGAACAGCUUCAUUAUCACUGACGACGAGGAGGAGCGCAAAAACCAGGUCAUUCGCCUCGAGCAGGACAUCCUCGGUGACUUCGCUGAUACCAAGUCCUUCUUUGUCUACGAGACCAAGGACUUCUGGCGCCAGAUCAAGACAGCCGGCUCCGCUGUCCCCGCCAACGCCCUCUACCUACAGAAGGCCUGGCAGAGCGGCUCCAAGGAGCUCGCCGAGCCCAGCGCCAACAUCAUCCCUCCUGUCUUUAUCCAUCCCACCGCCCACGUCGACCCCACCGCGAAGCUGGGCCCCAACGUCUCCAUCGGUCCCCGUGUCCACGUCGGCCCCGGUGCCCGCAUCAAGGAGGCCGUCGUCCUCGAGGACUCGGAGAUCAAGCACGACUCGUGCGUCCUCUACUCCAUCAUUGGGUGGGGCAGCCGCGUCGGGGCCUGGGCUCGUGUCGAGGGCACGCCCACCCCCGUCGGCAGCCACACGACGAGCAUCAUCAAGAACGGUGUCAAGGUCCAGAGCAUCACCAUUCUGGGCAAGGACUGCGGCGUCGGCGAUGAGGUCCGCGUCCAGAACUGCGUCUGCCUGCCGUUCAAGGAGUUGAAGAGAGACGUUGCAAACGAGGUCAUCAUGUAA
Molecule: messenger RNA, 906 nt
Organism: Colletotrichum spaethianum
Lineage: Eukaryota; Fungi; Ascomycota; Sordariomycetes; Glomerellales; Glomerellaceae
Product: putative mannosyl-oligosaccharide alpha-1,2-mannosidase
Exons: 2
Coding region: 1-906 (301 amino acids)
Biological process (GO): biosynthetic process
Cellular component (GO): cytoplasm
Molecular function (GO): transferase activity
Source: RefSeq, a predicted model, not a curated record